Mercenaria mercenaria is the source of this 5187-nucleotide messenger RNA. RefSeq names its product alpha-centractin. Bases 93 to 1223 code for a protein of 376 amino acids. Lineage: Eukaryota; Metazoa; Mollusca; Bivalvia; Venerida; Veneridae. The record is from RefSeq and is a predicted model, not a curated record. The transcript is spliced from 11 exons.
AAAUUAUCAAUGCUACUUCCGGUUAAAAAGUGAUUUCCGGUUGGGGACAAAUUAGACAAAAUUUAUGAUUUUUAAGUAUUUUAGAGAAUUCGAUGGAUUCAUAUGAUGUGAUUGCAAAUCAGCCUGUUGUCAUAGACAAUGGGUCUGGUAUAAUUAAAGCUGGUUUUGCUGGAGAUCAAGUUCCUAAGCACCACUUUCCAAAUUUUAUUGGAAGGCCCAAACAUGUACGUGUCAUGGCAGGGGCAUUGGAGGGAGAUAUAUUCCUGGGACCAGAUGCUGAGGAGCAUAGGGGUUUGUUGACAAUCCGUUAUCCUAUGGAACAUGGUAUUGUAAAAGACUGGAAUGAUAUGGAAAGAAUAUGGCAGUAUAUCUACUCAAAAGAUCAGCUACAAACGUUUUCAGAGGAGCAUCCUGUGUUGCUGACAGAAGCACCAUUAAAUCCCAGACGGAAUCGAGAAAAGGCGGCAGAGAUCUUUUUUGAAACUUUUAAUGUCCCAGCUUUGUUCAUGUCAAUGCAGGCAGUUCUUAGUCUGUAUGCAACAGGUCGUACAACAGGGGUCGUGUUAGAUGUAGGAGAUGGUGUAGCGCAUGCCGUGCCUAUAUACGAGGGUUUUGCCAUGCCACACAGUGUAAUGCGUGUAGAUAUUGCUGGUAGAGAUGUAUCUAGGUACCUUAGGCUGCUUCUACGUAAAGAAGGUUAUGACUUCCAUACAUCAGCUGAAUUAGAAAUUGUUAGAACCAUAAAAGAGAAAGCAUGUUAUUUAUCAAUAAAUCCACUGAAAGAGGAAUCUUCAGAAAUAGAGAAGUCACUAUAUACUUUACCUGAUGGAAGUUCUAUAGAGAUUGGGCCAGCGCGAUAUCGAGCACCCGAGUUGUUGUUUAGACCAGAUCUGAUUGGUGAAGAGUGUGAAGGAAUACAUGAGGUGUUAACUUACUCUAUACAGAAAUCAGACAUGGACCUUAGAAGAACACUGUUUUCAAAUAUUGUAUUGUCUGGUGGAUCUACUCUAUUUAAAGGUUUUGGUGAUAGAUUACUAAGUGAAGUGAAAAAGUUAGCUCCAAAGGAUAUAAAAAUUAGGAUAUCAGCACCGCAAGAAAGAUUGUAUUCAACAUGGAUUGGGGGAUCAAUUUUGGCAUCAUUGGAUACAUUUAAGAAGAUGUGGGUUUCAAAGCGAGAAUACAAUGAGGAAGGUGUGAAGGCAAUACACAGGAAGACUUUUUAGCAUUCAAACUUCUGUCUGGUUGUGUAACCAAUGUGACUGCCGCCGAUUAUACCAAACAUAGUCAUCUAACUUAUUUUUAUUUUUCGUUUUAUGGGUAUUUAUGGAUAAAGGGCUUAUUUUUAUCUAAUAUCCAUAGCUUAUAGUGCUGGAGUAACGAAAAUGGUGAUAAGUUGACUGAAGUAAGCACCAAAGGUGGUUUGACUGUCUUCAUUUUAUGUCUGGUCACCUGUUAUUUUGUUAAGCUGUGUUCUAAAGUUGCGUGUUUUUUGUCACAAUAUAUGGAAGACAUGCAUUAAGACUUACAUGAAAGUGACAGAGACAUAUAGAUGCAAGUAUUCAAAGCCUCGGAACAAAGCCAUGACAGAAAAUGUUUACAGCCUGAUUGAUUGAAGGGUUUCUUGAAGUAAAAUUAUCUUUGUUAUAAUUAAACAAAACCUAAUGUCUUGAGUUAGCAAAGUAAAUAUUCACCAUUCGUCGAUUUGCAAAAAAUAAUUUAUGAACUUUUUUCUUCGAUUGUUUAAAGAUGGAUAAAUAUAUUUUUGAAACUGAAUUUUGUCCUUAGAAAAAUCUUUGAGAAGUGUAAAACACAUGUUGAUGAAGGCUGUAGAACCAUGUAUCUUUGUCCUUUUUGUGGGCAUUACGCUGAUCAAAAAUAUCUAAAAUGUUCACUUGUAUACACUAUGUUAAAUAAUAUAUUGUAGAUUCAACUAUUAGAUGCAUUUUUAUUAGUCAGCACAUUUUUUUUAAUACUUCAAGAUUUUUAUACUGCCAGUCACUAGCAAUUAUGAAGCGAAAAUGUGGGGAAUUACAGAUUGAUGGUGUUCAAAAAUUGUUUGUCUGUGUUAAUAUUAUAAAAUAAGAAUCAUGCAUUAGAAUUUAUAUUCGCAGGUUUUUAAAACUUCGUAGUUAUUCUAAAUGUUUUCAUUCAUUUUCUUGCCUUAAAGUUAUGAUUUGCAUACUUUACAGUUUUUCCUUGUGGUUACAGGUAUUUACAUAAAUUUUAACAUAUUUUCUUUUUAUUGAAUGAUGUAGAUGAUAUCUGUUAAAGUUGUAUUGCUAUUUUUGGUCUUUCUGCAAAAUUUCUGCAUGGUGCACAGUUUAUCUCGAGCCACGUUUACUAAGAGAAGUUUAGAAGUGCAAUAUUAUACCAGGAAUCAUCAAUGUGCUACGUCCAUUCUUAAACCUAUAACAUUCAGUUGUGUGUUUCCGUGUAUGGGAGAGCAGUGUGGGAGGGCAUUUUGACAAUACAAGUUUGUAUAGAUUUUAAUCUGUAUGAGAGAGAAGUUCAUCUGAGUUGGAUUAAUCUGUAUAGGAGAACCAUAUUUUGAUUUUAUUUCUAGUUUGUUUAGGAGAAUAUGUAAAGUUAUGCUGUUAAUAGAUCGGGACAGAUUUUAUGAGGAAUCUCUGUAAUAUGUUAGCUCUACUGUCUUUAACAUUACCAACUUUUAGUGCAAACGAAUUGCUUUGGUCAGUACAGGAAUUUUUGCAUUUUAUUGUACUGACAUUAAUUUUGUUUUGUAUUAAUUGAAUUAAAGCGGAAAUGCAAAUUGUUAAGAAAUGUUAGGAAUUUCAACAAAUGUGCGUCCUUGUUUCCUGAUAUCUCAAUCAAUAAACACUCAUUUUACCCUGCCAAUUUUCAGUCAACAUACACUUAUUAUCCUUGAGGUUAAUGCUUGACACAUUUGAAUGAUGGUGAGGAGCUGGGAAAGUAAAUUUGUGUAUUUGUAUUAAAUGAGUAUUGUUUAAAAGUCAUGAUUACUUUUUGUUAUAGCAACUCUGUGAUGCUUAGUACUUACUUCUCAGCAAUAGAACUGUCCUUUUUCAUUUAGUUACUCUAAAAUUAUAGUGUUUUUUUUAUAAACGUUUCUUGUAGAUAGAUUUCACAUUAAUAAGCAUUAUUGGUAUUGAUUAUUGGUCACUUGCAAACUUUCUUUACCACAGUGGCAUGGGAUGUCUCUAACAAAAUUGAUUCAUUAUGGAAUUCAGAUUUAAUUGAAUUAUGUGGAAAUUAGUAAUACAUGUAAUAAUAUAUCUCAGUGAAAAGUUGACAGUUUUAUUCAGUAAAAAGUUUUGUGUUUAGUAAACUUUUCAGAUAUUUAUAUUUACUUGUUCAAUGAAAUAUAAAAUUAUUAAAUACGAGUUGUAAAUUAUAAAGCUCUGAAUUCAACUGCCACUAUUGAACCUCAGUCAGAUGGCAGUAUGUCAAUACAUGCUGUUUACACAAAAUAGAAGUUAUGACUAAUUAAAUACUGACAUGUUUCUCAUAAUCACUGAUGAAACGUUGAUCUGUAUGAUAUAUUCUAUGGAAACUAGGUACUGUUUGGGUUUUUACUGAAGUAUUUUUAAACCAUUGCAGUUGUUGAAUGUAUCUUCUGCAAUCAAUUUAUACCUCUUUAUAAAAUUCUUAUGGUGAUAAAAUACAAAUAUAAGCUUCAUACAGAAUUUCACUUAAAUACACAAAGCUAAAGUUGAGCGCAAUGCUGUUGUAACUCCUAUUAAAUAAGAGUUAUGGCAGUAUUGCACACAACCCUCAAGUCAUGUUUAAAGACUUACAAUGUAUGAUUUUUGGAUUACAUAUUAAAUGCUUAUAGAUACUGGAAAACGUUUCUGGCACACCCUUGUUAUAGUUAAGUUUUUAAUUUUGUGCAGUUUCCUAUUUUACUUUCAGGUCAUACAUCUUGUAAAUUAUUUUGUGUAAUGUCGUCACAAAAAAACUAAAAACUUCUUACAAUGGUUGCUAGGAUACAGUAAAACACUGACUGCUCAAAGUUGUAACGGGAUGAGCAAUAUUAUCCAAAUAUCUGACAUUGUAAAAAACGUAAGAAAAACAGGUAGGGACCACAUUAAUUACUUGAGUCAGUUCUUGUAUGGAAUGCUUAAGGGAGCAGUGUUUUUAAUAUACCUGAUUAUAAACGAAAGAUUCAGUCAAAAUUCUUGUUGGACAGUUUCUUUUACCAUGACGGUAGUUUGAAUGUAGGUGAUGAUAACUGACUAAAUUCUGUUGAAGUGAAGACAGUAAAAAAUACCGAGACCAUUUUUAUAUAAAAACUUGAGGUUAGUGUUUGAUAAAUAAAAUAAAAUGAGCCAUGCCAUGAGAAAACCAACAUAGUGGGUUUGCGACCAGCAUGGAUCCAGACCAGCCUGCGCAUCCGCGCAGUCUGGUCAGGAUCCAUGCUGUUCGCUUUCAGAGCCUAUAGCAAUUAGAGAAACUGUUAGUGAACAGCAUGGAUCCUGACCAGACUGCACAGAUGCGCAGGCUGGUCUGGAUCCAUGAUGGUCGCAAACCCACUAUGUUGGUUUUCUCAUGGCAUGGCUCAUUAAUGUCUAGUGUGCAUUCACAUGUUCAUGUUUAUUUGCAUAAAGGGAGUCAGUUACAUUUGAUAGACCGCUGUAUGUUAAAAAGGAAAAUCAUAUUGGAAGCAUUUAUGUAAUAAUUAUUAUACAACGUAAGUGUUCAUUGUUGUUUUUUUGUUCCUAUUAGAGGCAUGUUUGUUACGAAAUAUGAAUGAGUGAAAGACUUUACUUAAUUAAAAUGAACUUACUGUUCCUUUAUAUUAUAUCAAAUGUUAUUUUCUCAACACAAUCCCAUAACCUAAGUGGUACAUACUGUAAUGUUCUGAUAAGAAACUUCAUUUAAUUUGCAAAAAUUACAGUGAUAAGCAGUUUGGAUAGUCAUAUUCUUCAGAAUGUCUCAUGUACUGAAUUUUAGCACACUGAACUUGUGUACAAUAUUAGGAAAUGUGUUUUACUGAACUUAUGUAUGAUAUUCAGCAGGUAUUUUUCCUGAUGUGAUAAUUAUUUCACUAAUGCUACUCAACAGGAAUUUGGACAUUAGCAAGUUUCUCUAUUUAGUUUAUGAUUUAUUUAAGGAAUAAUGUAUAUAAGUGUAUUUAUAUGUUCAUGGUGUCGUGCUCCAGUAUUGAUUGUAAGCUUAAACCAUAAAUCAUAAAAAUAUGGAAUAAUG